UCUAGUAGGUAAAUGUAUCCGGGUCGUUAGAAACGCCACGCUAGCAUCGUAAACGAAAUCGUAGGGAUUUAAAAUAAUUAUAUUUGGCAGUGUGUUAAAUUGACGUGGUGCAAAUAAUCACCGAUUCCCUCUUACAGAAUCGGAUUUUCUGUCCAACUAGCCAUAGACAGUUAGCAAAAAAACGUUUUUGACGAUUUGCAACUAGCAUAAAGAUUGCUAACAACUAAUGAGUUUGAGUCCUCCGCCAUGGAAAGCAUGCUGUUAUCUGUUCGGUUUAUCAAGAAAACAUGACACUCCCUGUGAUGGAAUCUUCGAGCAUUAUGGCCCUUCUAGAGCAGGCGGAAUCUCACCUGGCUGAGAUAGAGCUACUCUCCAGUAUGUACCCCGGUGAAGACGAGCUGGUGAUUACUGACCAACUAGCUGUGGCUGAGCUCAGGGAGUAUGUGGAGGGAGCAACAGAUACCUAUCCUCUGUCCAGACCACACAUCCUCAUCAAACAGAAGCUGGACACUGACACUGUGAAGGGGGUGAACGUGACCAUGUCUUGCACCUACUCAUCUGACUACCCUAAUGUCUUACCUGACAUAGCUGUACGGUGUCCUGACCUCAGCCGAUCCCAGCAGGCCCAGCUUCACUCAGACAUGAACGCCUACCUCUCAGAGAGCUGCCGUGGAGAUGUCUGCGUCCUCUCUGCCGUGGAGUGGGUGAAAGACAACGUACACCUGUACCUGACCGACAAGAGCACAUCAUCAUCAACAGCCCCUGGCAAGAAAGAGUCUCGGUCUACCUGCUCAUCUCCGCAGCCCAAAGAGCAGUUCAGUCGCCUGUGGAUCUACAGCCACCACAUCUAUAAUAAGAGGAAGAGGAAGAACAUUCUGGAGUGGUCCAAGGAGCUGGAUCUGUCAGGGUUCAGUAUGCCUGGCAAGCCUGGGAUCAUCUGUGUAGAAGGCCCUCAGUCGGCCUGCGAAGACUUCUGGGCCAGGGUGAAGGUUCUAACCUGGAAGAAAAUCAUUAUUCGCCACAGAGAGGAUGUUGCCGUGGACAGUCGGAGGGCUGAGGCCAGCGUGGCAGACCACACGGAUUCCCUCCGUAGGUUCACAGGGUUCGAGGAGGCCAUGUUCGAUCCACACGGGAACAGAGGAAACCAUAUGAACCUGGGCCAGCUCUAUCAGUACCUCAACGAGAGAGGAUGUGGAGACGUCUUCCAGCUUUACUUUGGAAUUGAAGGAAGGUAGUAUAGCUGAUAGGGUUGGUCCCAUAACUGUUGGUUGUUCCCACAUGAACCAAUGGCAGGAAGCAAGUUCCCAAAUGAACCAAUGGCAGGAAGCAAGUUCCCAAAUGAACCAAUGGCAGGAAGCAAGUUCCCAAAUGAACCAAUGGCAGGAAGCAAGUUCCCAAAUGAACCAAUGGCAGCAAGCAAGUUCCCAAAUGAACCAAUGGCAGGAAGCAAAUACCCACAUGAACCAAUGGCAGGACUCAAAUACCCACAUGAACCAAUGGCAGGAAUCAAAUACCCACAUGAACCAAUGGCAGGAAUCAAAUACCCAAAUGAACCAAUGGCAGGAAUCAAAUACCCACAUGAACCAAUGGCAGGACUCAAAUACACACAUGAACCAAUGGCAGGACUCAAAUACCCAAAUGAACCAAUGGCAGGAAUCAAGUUCCCAAAUGAACCAAUGGCAGGAAGCAAAUACCCAAAUGAACCAAUGGCAGGAAUCAAGUUCCCACAUGAACCAAUGGCAGGAAUCAAAUACCCACAUUAACCAAUGGCAGGAAGCAAAGGAUUUGCACAUGAGAUGAUGCAUUCUCAGUAGGAGCCUAGUGUGAUUUUAUUUGUUGUUUACUGCAUACAUUACUAAACAGUACGUUCUAAAUAGUACGAUUAGCACAGUAUGUUGUUUCAGUAAGUAGUAUGCAAGACAGAUUUUGGACACAGCCAUUGUCUAUGGGGGUUAUUUUUGAAUGUUAAAGAAAUCUGCUUUAUACCAAAAUAAUCUACAGGUUGAGCUCAAACUACAGAAUAUACACAUUAUCCACAAAGUCCUUACGUACAGAACACAGUUGCUUCUCUGUAGAAUCCCUCUUACUGUUCUUAGCCUGACGCUCACCAACCAAUGUAGCACCAUGGGAGUCAGGGACAACAGAAAUUAAGAGAGAAGUGCAGCUAAUCCACACAGCGAUGAGCCCGCAGCUAAUCCACACAGAGAUGAGCCCACAGCUAAUCCACAUAGAGAUGAGCCCACAGCUAAUCCACACAGAUGAGCCCACAGCUAAUCCACACACAGAUGAGCCCACAGCUAAUCCACACAGAGAUGAGCCCGCAGCUAAUCCACACAGAGAUGAGCCCGCAGCUAAUCCACACCAGAGAAGAGCCCACAGUAAAGUGAGAAUGGUGGUUGGCUGGGGGGGUUUACUGAACCCCUUCUCAAAUACAGGCCUUGAAGUCUAACCCCUACUGGAGUGUAUCCUUCCUCUCUAAACACAGAUUCAGAACUGUGACACCAGGUAGGGGGGUAUCUAACUACCAGGGAGAAAAGACAACCACCAGUGCUGUGGAUACCAUUGCUCAGAUUUGUGUACGCCUGGUUUCCACACCUCGUCUCCAUCAGCCCCUAUUUUCAGAAGCGUCAGCUCCAAAUCCUUUGUCCAGGAUCACCUGAGAGGUAGGAUGGUAGAUGGUAGCAGUGAAAUGGAACAAACUGAAACACAACGUGAGAAUGGUUUUACAGAUUCGUCACAAGUCUGAUCAAACUUAUUUUAUGCAUUCAAUACAUUCUACAAGCAAACAAACUCAUGUAAAAUAUAUCCAACUAUAAAUAAGAAUAGGGGUGGUAAAUGACUUGAGUUUAAAAAAAAACCUCAAUGGUGCUCGGAUAGGGAAUUACUGUGUUAAUGUCUAUGAAUGGUUUGUCCCGGGAGAUGAGUCACCUUGCCUGAGAACUGAAAACGUAUGUUAGCUUCCUGAGCCAAUGUCUUGGCUUUAGCACAGUUCAUCAUGUCAAAUACAGUACGAGUUGCACCCGUAUAAUGAUUUUGUAGAUACUAAACGAUGUUUGAGGAUAAAUGCAACACUUGUAAGUGCAUAGUGUGUGUGUGAAUAAAUACAACACUUGUAAACAC
This is a messenger RNA of Oncorhynchus masou masou (cherry salmon), 3120 nucleotides long. RefSeq names its product RWD domain-containing protein 2B-like. The coding region runs from base 288 to 1235 and encodes 315 amino acids. The transcript has 6 exons. Gene Ontology annotation, molecular function: protein binding. The record is from RefSeq and is a predicted model, not a curated record. Lineage: Eukaryota; Metazoa; Chordata; Actinopteri; Salmoniformes; Salmonidae.